CAUACACUUUUAACAUCUUCCUAUUUAUACACACCCUGGAUGCAAACUCAUUAGUACUUUUAUUUUAACACCCAAAAAAACCAUAACAUGGCUGGUCUUUUCUCCAGAUAUCUUGUGUUAGCGCUUUGCUUAAUCAUUUGCUUAACAUCCAUUUCCAGUGCCAAUGCAGCUGUUCGUCGCUUCAAAUGGGAGGUGAAAUACGAAUACAAGUCUCAAGAUUGCGUCAGAAAACUUGCACUUACUAUAAAUGGAAAAACUCCAGGGCCAACAAUUAGAGCUGUGCGAGGUGAUACCAUCGUUGUUAAACUUAAUAACAGCCUGUUAACUGAAAAUGUUGCGAUUCAUUGGCACGGUAUCCGACAGAUCGGAACUCCGUGGGCUGAUGGAACCGAAGGUGUCACACAAUGUCCUAUUUUGGCCGGAGAUACUUUUACUUAUAAGUUUGUCGUCGACAGAGCGGGGACUUAUAUGUAUCAUGCUCAUUACGGUAUGCAAAGAGAGGCUGGCCUUUACGGAUCACUCCGUGUUGCUCUUCCUGACGGAGAGUCAGAACCGUUCUCCUAUGAUUACGACCGGAGCAUCAUUCUUAAUGAUUGGUACCACAAGAGCGCGUUUGAACAAGCUGCUGGCCUUUCAUCACCUCAGUUUCAAUGGGUUGGGGAGCCUCAGUCACUCUUGAUACAAGGAAGAGGGAAGUACUUAUGUAAUUCGACAACGCUUGCAAAGGAUGAUGUUUGUAAUGCAACGAGUCCUGAGUGUGCGCGUCAUGUGAUAAUUUUUGUUCCGGGGAAAACAUAUCGCCUGAGGAUCGGAAGCUUGACAGCUCUAUCAGCUUUGAGCUUUGAGAUAGAGGGCCACAAUAUGACCGUUGUUGAAGCUGAUGGACACUAUGUGGAUCCAUUUGUGGUGAAAAAUCUGUUUAUUUACUCUGGUGAAACGUACUCGGUCAUUGUAAAGGCUGAUCAAGAUCCUUCAAGAAACUAUUGGGCAGUUUCGAAGAUAGUUGGUAGAGAAAGCAACACAACAAGUGGCUUAGCAGUCAUAAACUACUAUCCAAAUCCUAGAAGAGAUCCUCCAACAAUUCCACCAACAGGCCCCAAGUGGAACGACACUGAUGCGCGGAGAAAUUUUAGUUUGUCGAUUAAGUCUCACCCCAAGUUCAUCCAGUCCCCACCACAAACUUCAGAUAGAGUCAUUGUGCUACUCAACACUCAGAAUGAAAUCAAUGGCAUUAGGCGCUGGUCAGUCAACAAUGUGUCGUUUAACCUCCCUCACACGCCUUACUUGAUCGCGCUUAAGGAGAGAUUAGGCCAUUUUGAUCAAACGCCACCGCCUGAUGGUUAUGACACAGCAAAAUAUGACAUCUUCAAAGUCCAGGAUAAUGCAAACGCUACUUCAAGCAAUGCAAUUUAUAGGCUAAAGUUUGACACAGUAGUGGAUUUGAUUCUGCAAAAUGCACAAACUAUGAACAAGAAUAAGAAUGAUAGCGAGACUCAUCCGUGGCAUCUACACGGUCAUGAUUUUUGGGUUCUUGGCUACGGCAAAGGCAAGUUCAACAAGUCCAGUGAUCCACAGAAUUACAAUCUAGUAAACCCCAUUAUGAAAAACACAGUGCCUGUUCAUCCUUUUGGCUGGACAGCAUUGAGAUUCCGGGCGAAUAAUCCUGGUACAUGGGCAUUCCAUUGUCAUAUAGAAUCACAUUUCUAUAUGGGAAUGGGGAUAGUUUUAGAAGAAGGAAUCGAGAAAGUGGGAAAAUUGCCAUCUUCGAUCAUGGGUUGUGGAGAUUCAAAAGGCUACAGGAGGCCAUAGAUUAGUGAUAAGUAUAUUCUUUACAAUGUUUAAAUUCUUUACAUUAUCUAUUGUAAUCUAAUUGUAAUGCCACAAGCGUUAGAGCUUAAUUAUUUAUUUCAA
Molecule: messenger RNA, 1911 nt
Organism: Daucus carota subsp. sativus
Lineage: Eukaryota; Viridiplantae; Streptophyta; Magnoliopsida; Apiales; Apiaceae
Product: L-ascorbate oxidase
Exons: 3
Coding region: 88-1809 (573 amino acids)
Cellular component (GO): extracellular region
Molecular function (GO): oxidoreductase activity; copper ion binding
Source: RefSeq, a predicted model, not a curated record